CUUCUCAGGCCACCAUUGAGCCAGUGAGUAUAUCAGCAGUCAAGUAUCAUGGAGGUCAUCACACUUUGUGCUAUUGUUGCUUCUCUAAGAAUCAUUCCCAACAGAUCCCAGUUCUUCCAGUAUGAGUCCGUCUCCAUGAGCUGUGGGCAGCAGGACAACUCCUCAGUGUGGCGUAUUAAGAGGAACACGUCCUUAUACAUAAACACAACAUGUCCCUCAUCCUCAAAUGGAAUAGAUGAAUCUCACUGCAACAUCAGUGACCUUUACCCAGCAGACACUGGAGUUUACUGGUGUGAGUCUGCAGCAGGCGAGUGCUUCGAUGCUGUCACCAUCAUAGUAACAGCUGGUUCUGUGAUCCUGGAGAGUCCCGUUCAUCCUGUGAUGGAGGGAGAUACUGUAAUUCUGAACUGUAAAUACAUGGCCACUCUCUAUGAUAAUGUCAUAAGUGAAUUUUACAAAAAUGAGCUUCUUAUUGGGCGCAGCUCAACAGGAAACAUGACUAUCUACAGAGUCUCUAAAUGUGAUGAGGGACUCUACAAGUGCAACAUCUCUGGAGCAGGAGAAUCACCUGACAGCUGGAUGACUGUCAGAGCUGUUCUGCUCAGCCUCAGCAGCAAAGGUAAAAUUGACCCUGUGGUCAUGCCGUACACUGAAGUCAUCUACACACAAAAGUCGACGACUGAGGAAGAGGUCCUUGUUGUUAUCAUCUAA
Molecule: messenger RNA, 711 nt
Organism: Pundamilia nyererei
Lineage: Eukaryota; Metazoa; Chordata; Actinopteri; Cichliformes; Cichlidae
Product: sialoadhesin-like
Exons: 6
Coding region: 49-711 (220 amino acids)
Biological process (GO): immune response; cell surface receptor signaling pathway
Cellular component (GO): external side of plasma membrane
Molecular function (GO): transmembrane signaling receptor activity
Source: RefSeq, a predicted model, not a curated record